ACAAGAAAUAAUUGACGCGAUAAAAAAUGAACCUUUGCUCGUAGUUAUCGGCGCAACAGGAUCUGGCAAAACAACACAGAUACCUCAGUACAUUUUAGAAAGUUUUCCAGAGUACAGGUUGAUCGGGGUAACUCAGCCUAGACGUAUAGCAGCGAUUACUGUAGCGAAUCGAGUAUCUGAAGAACAUGGAUCUAGAUUAGGCGAUGAUAUCGGAUAUUGUAUACGAUUUGACGAUUGUACAUCAUCAAGAACACGUUUGAAAUAUAUGACUGAUGGUGUCUUGUUGCGUGAGGCAACUAUUGAUCCGCGUUUAGAACAUUAUGAUGUUGUAAUUGUUGAUGAAGCUCACGAAAGGACAUUGGAAACUGAUGUCUUGUUUGGGUUAUUAAAAGAAACUCAUCGUUUACGUCCUGAAUUAAAGAUUCUCGUAAUGUCUGCCACUCUUAAUGUCGAAAAAUUUUCAGAUUUUUUUAACAGCUGUCCAAUAUUUAUCAUUCCUGGGAGAACUUAUGAUGUAGCAAUUAAUCAUCACCGUGAUGCAAAGAUUUCUAGCCUUAAAUCGACUUAUGUUCAACGUUCUGUAGAGACUGCCUUAUAUAUUCAUACUCAAGAACCUCCAGGUGAUAUUUUGGUCUUUUUGACCGGCCAGAAUGAAAUAGAAAAAGCUUGCAGAGACCUUGAAGCUUUAGAUCGGGACUUAAAUUAUAAAACUGAUGUUAAAUAUUGUGAUGAUGUAAGAGGCUUGGUGAUAUACCCUAUUUAUGCUUCAUUGGAGACUAUGGAACAAAAGGCUAUAUUUGAUGAACCACCCAGAUUUACCAGAAAGGUUGUAUUUGCAACUAACGUUGCUCAGACUUCUGUAACAAUACCUGAUAUCAAAUACGUUAUCGAUUCUGGAUUUGUGAAACAAAAGACUUAUGAUCCGACAACUGGAAUGGAUGCUCUUUUAGUUGUGCCUAUUUCCCAAGCUGCCGCCACUCAAAGAGCCGGACGUGCUGGUCGAACAGCUUCAGGCCAAGCUUUUAGACUUUAUAGUCGUGAGUCUUACGAACAGAUGGAUGAAGAUACCGUACCGGAGAUACAAAGGAGUAGUUUACUGGGUACAGUACUUAGUUUAAAGAAAAUGGGGAUCAAUGAUAUUAUUAAUUUUGAAUUUAUUGAUCCUCCUGAACCGGUCCUAGUAAAAAACGCUUUAAAACAACUCUUUUUGUUGGAAGCUAUAGACGAUACUGGAAAACUUACUUCGUUAGGCGGCGAAAUGUCGAUUUUUCCAUUGAGUCCUUUUUUAUCCAAGGCAUUAAUCGCGAGUGCAAGACAAUAUGGAUGUAGUCGAGAGGUUGUAAUAAUAGUGGCAAUGCUUUCAGUUGAGGAAAUAUUCGUAUCUCCAAGAAAUACUGAAAAGCAAUUGGAUGCUGAUGAAAAAAGAAAAGAGUUCUACCAUCUCUCAGGUGAUCACAUGAUGCUAUUGAACAUUUUUGAAAGGUAUCGAGAUAGUGGUUAUAGGCGUGAUUGGUGUAGAGAUAGAUACCUUAAUUAUCGAGCGUUAUCGAUGGCUAAAAGUGUUCGUGAUCAACUCAGAGAAUUGAUGGAAAAACAUGAUCUUCCAUUGAUUUCAUGUCGACUAAAAAAUUAUCAAGUCAAUGAUGAUGGUAAUAGACAGAGGAAAAAGCGAAGAAACUCUUAUCAAGAUGCUAAGUAUAAUGUUGAGAAAAUGCUUGAAUCAUUUUCUUCUUCUUAUUAUAUAAAUUUAGCGAAAAGGCAUCCACAUCGUCCGGUAUUUUAUCACUACGCAUCAGCCACCGGCCCUGGUAGUGAGAUUAUAGAUUCAAAUUCGUCAUUGUUAGCAUUACAUAUUUCUCCUACAUCCUCGUUACAUCCUGAUAAUAAAGUAGUUAAGGUUGAUGAUUUGGAUUGGGUAACUUAUCAUAGUGUUUUAUAUACGAAUAAGGCUCUAAUGAAAGUUGUUAGCAAGGUUAAACUAGAAUGGGUGCAAGAAAAACUCAAUUUAUUUAAAAAGCUAGCGACAGCAAAUUUGGAUGGGUCUUAUAGUAACAGUAAAAAUGAAAAUGUGUCUGAUAAUAUGAAUGAGGAUAACGCUGCAAGACAAAGAGCGUUGGUUAGGAAAUCUAUUACCAAUCAAGAUUGA
Scutellospora calospora is the source of this 2146-nucleotide messenger RNA. Lineage: Eukaryota; Fungi; Glomeromycota; Glomeromycetes; Diversisporales; Gigasporaceae. The record is from the annotation of a GenBank genome assembly.